CUGCCCCUGAACUGAAGGUUGGAGACAAAUACAAGGAUGGCUUAACUGUAAAGGCAGGACAGCCUAUCAAGUUAGAGAUCCCAUAUAGAGCCAUACCUGCACCUGAAGUCACCUGGCUGUUCAAUGGAAAAGCCAAUCAAGGAUCACAAGAAAACAAAUGUGGAGUCAGGCAGUAAGAAGUCCAUCGUGACCGUGAAAGAUUCCACCAGGGUCGACGACAAGCGGAAGUACACAAUAAAGAUUAAGAAUGACAUGGGAGAGGAGACGAUGUCUGUUAUGUCAAUGUCAUCGACAAACCAGAAGCCCCUAAAGAGGUGAGAGCACGCGACGUGACGUCUCAUGAGGCCGUAGUGGAGUGGGAUGAACCAGCCGACGAUGGUGGAGUUGAGAUCUUGGACUUUGUUGUUGAGAUCUGUGAUGAGAGAAGCACCUGGCAGGUGGAAAAAGGUGGCCAAAACAAAGGACAAGAGCGUUACAGUGCCUAACCUCAAAGAAGACCACGAGUACAAGGUCAGAGUCUCUGCAGAGAAUGAAGUUGGAACCGGUCCAGCCAAGGAAGUACAAAUCAUUUAUUUGCCAGGAUAAACCAUGUGCACCUGAACUGAAGAUUGGAGACAAAUACAAGGAUGGCUUAACUGUAAAGGCAGGACAGCCUAUCAAGUUAGAGAUCCCAUACAGAGCCAUUCCUGCACCUGAAGUCACCUGGCUGUUCAAUGGCAAGCCAAUCAAGGAUCACAAGAAAACAAAUGUGGAGUCAGGCAGUAAGAAGUCCAUCGUGACCGUGAAAGAUUCCACCAGGGCCGACGACAAGGGAGAGUACACAAUAAAGAUUAAGAAUGACAUGGGAGAGGAGACGAUGUCUGUUAAUGUCAAUGUCAUCGAUAAGCCAGAAGCACCGAAGGAGGUGAGAGUGCAGGAGAUCACCUCUAAAGAUGCAAUGGUGGAGUGGGAUGAACCAGCUGACAAGGGUGGAGUUGAGAUCUUGGACUUUGUUGUUGAGAUCUGUGAUGAGGAGGAAGCACCUGGCAGGUGGAAAAAGGUUGGCAAAACCAAGGACAAAAGCAUGAAAGUGCCUAAUCUCAAAGAAGAUCAUGAAUACAAGGUCAGAGUUUCUGCAGAGAAUGAAAUGGGAACCGGUCCAUCCAAAGAAGUUACAAAACCAUUUGUUGCGCAAGAUAAACCAAUUCCACCAGAGUUCAAGAAUAUUGAUGAGGUGAAGAAGGGAAUAACAGUGAAGGCAGGUGAAACCAUCAAGUUGGAGAUUCCUUACAGAGCUAUUCCUGCACCGGAAGUCACCUGGACUGCCAGAGGCAAGCCUUUGGUUGAGGACAAGAGGACAAAGGUUGAUUCCAACAGGCAUAGGACUAUUAUGACAGUAAAGGAUGCAAUUAGAGAGGACAAGGGCGACUUCAAACUGAAGCUGAAAAAUGAUGAAGGAGAACAGAGUGUCACUAUUCCUGUCAAUGUCAUUGACAAGCCUAAACCACCUCAAGAUCUAAAGGUGGCCAAUAUUACUGCUGACUCUGUCACCCUGACAUGGAAAAAGCCUGAAGAUGAUGGUGGAAAGGAGAUAACGGGUUACAUUGUUGACAAGCGCAAGAAGAAUGCAGAUGAAUGGGAAAAUGUUGCCAACACCAAGGAGCUGAAGACUAAAGUGAGUGAUUUGGUGGAGGGAAAUGAAUAUAACUUCCGCCUACGAGCCACGAAUGAAGUUGGAGAAAGUACACCUGUAAGGCUCACUGAACAUGUCCUGAUCAAGGCACCACCUGCUCCACCAAAGAUUGCAAUGCCUGAAGAAUAUGCGCAGGGCAUUACUCUGAAUGCUGGCCAGGAUCUAAAAUUAGAGAUUCCGUUCACUGGUAACCCAGUACCAGAGGUUACAUGGACCAAGGAUGGAAAGCCCUUGAAGCCUGCGAAGAACUUGAAGAUUGUAAAUAAAGAUGAUGAAACAACUGUCACGUUGGAUGUGGCUAAGAGACCUGACAAAGGAGAAUAUAAACUAAAGUUGAAAAAUGAGUUAGGAGAAGACAGUGCAUCUGUAGCCAUCACUAUACUAGAUAAGCCAACGAAAGUAAAGGAUUUGAUAGUAACGGAUGUUACUAAUAAAUCUGUUCUCCUCAAGUGGAAAAAGCCAGAGGAUGAUGGAGGAACUAGUAUUACAGCAUACGUUGUUGAGAAGAAAGAAGUGAACGCAACUGCAUGGGUUAGGAUUACGAUGCCCAAGGACUCCAAGGUCGCUACAGAGACAGAGAUGAAGUUUACAGUGCCUGACCUGGCUGAAGAUCAUGAGUACCUCUUCCGUGUAAGUGCAGAGAACAAAAUUGGAAGGAGUGACCCAUUGGAGACUAAAGAGGGAACUAUCACAAAGAAACCACCAGCACCUCCAAAGAUUGACUUGCCUGAGGACAUGAAAAACGGAGUUACAUUCCAUGGAGGAGACACACUGCUCUUGGAGAUUCCCUUCACUUCCUACCCACCUCCAGAAGUUACCUGGUUUAAGGAUGAUAAACCAAUGAAGCCUGACAAGCGAAUAAAGAUAGAUGUUCUUGAGGACAAGACGGUCGUGUCUAUUGACCACGAGGCUGUGAGAGAGGACAUGGGACAAUACAAGCUGAAGGUGAAGAAUGACCUUGGUGAAGAUACUGUCAACAUCCCUGUCACUGUCAUCGAUGUGCCCAAGAAGCCAAGGAACUUGCAAAUUCUAGACGUGCAGGCUGACAACGUUACAAUCUCUUGGGAACCUCCAGUUGAUGAUGGAGGAACUGACAUCACAGGCGAAAGAAUCAUUCCGGCCAUUGAAGGCUAUAUCAUUGAAAAGAACAACAUCAAAGAGCCGAAAGUGUGGGUGAAGGUGUCUGCAACGAAAUCUCUGAAAUUCACUGUGCUGAACCUGAUUGAGGGAGAUGAGUAUCACUUCCGCAUCUUUGCUACUAAUAAGAUUGGACCCAGUGAGCCACUGAUGACAGAGAAACCGGUCAAAUGCAAGCGCCCAAAAAUACCGCCGAAGAUUGAGCUGCUGAACCAAUACAAGGACGGAGUGGAGGUAUGCGCAGGAGAACAGCUAGAACUGGAGAUUCCCUUCAGUGCUAACCCCAUGCCUGAUGUUGUCUGGAAAAAGGAUGGCAAACCAAUUAAGGCAAGCAAUAGGGUGAAGAUGGUAACAGAAGAGGACAAGACAGUGCUCACUAUCCCCGAGACAGAAAGAGGAGACCUGGGCAAGUAUGCCGUGACCCUUAAGAACGAGCUAGGAGAAGAUACGGCUGAAAUACCUGUCAAUGUUGUAGAUAAGCCAAACCCACCACGUGACCUAAAGGUCACUGAUGUUCGUGAAGACCAGAUGACACUGAGCUGGAAGGCACCAGACGAUUGCAAUGGUGCCCCGCUCCUUGGCUACACGAUUGAAAAACAGGAUCAGGCAGAUGGGUCGUGGCAAAAUGUUGGCAACCUGCCGGCUGAUGCAACUAACCACAUUGUGCCAGACCUGCACGAGGGACACGACUACCACUUCAGAGUCUGUGCUCUGAACCGCAUUGGCACCAGUGUUCCUCUUCAGACAAAGAAGGCCAUCAAGGCUGAGAGGCGCCCAGCACCUCCUGAUGUUGAUCUUGACGCCAAGUAUUUGGAACCUAUUGUCCUGAGAGGAGGAGAAACGCUGAAUAUUGUCAUUCCUUACACUGGUAAUCCGCCGCCGUCGGUCGAGUGGAUGUUUAACAACCAACCAUUCAAGAAGGAUCGUGAAACAUUCAUGGAAAAUGAGCAUUCGAUCGCCAAGCUCACUGUGAAGGAGGUCCGGCGGGAUGACAUGGGAAGCUACAAACUAAGACUGAAGAAUGACUUGGGAAGAAAGGACGUUGACAUCAAAGUUACUGUCAUAGAUCACCCACUAGCACCUCGCGAUCUCAAGGUGGUCAAUGUCUUGGCUGACAGCAUGGUUAUCCGUUGGCGCGAGCCGGAAGAGGAUGGUGGAAGCCCUGUUACUGGCUAUGUCAUUGACAAGGCAUUGGAGGACAAAAAGAAGUGGGAGCAGGUCACUGUAGUGGAUGGAGCCACAUUGACGUGCAAGAUACCAGGCUUGGUGGAGGGUACGAAGUAUCAUUAUAGAGUUGCCGCUAGGAAUGACAUUGGAGAGGGGCCACAUGUUGUCACUGAGAAGGCAACACUGGCAUCUAGGCCACCUGCACCACCGGAUGUUGAUCUGGAUGCCAAAUAUCUGCAACCGAUUGUCCUAAGGAGAGGAGACACUCUCAAUAUUGACAUCCCGUACUCUGGUAACCCAGACCCAACAGUGGCAUGGUGCCAUGACAACAAGCCAUACAAGGAAGACCUCCGAGCUCACAUGAAGGAUGACGAUUCUGUCGCUAAGCUCACUGUGGAAGACGUUCGACGUAACGAUUCUGGAACCUACACCCUGAAACUCAAGAACGACCUGGGCUCAAAGGAUGUCGACAUCAAAGUUACCGUGAUUGAUCAUCCGAAGCCACCCCGCGACCUCAAGGUCACCAACAUCAUGGCCGACAGCAUGGUUAUCCGCUGGAGGGAACCUGAAGAGGAUGGUGGAAGCCCUAUCUCUGCCUACGCUGUUGAGAAAUGUGAUAUUUCCGAUAUGGACAACUGGGAAGAGGUGGAUGUAGUCGACCAUCUUACUGUUAAUUGCAAGAUUCCUAACCUGACAGAGGGACAUGAGUAUAACUUCAGAGUGAGAGCUAGAAAUGACAUUGGCGACAGUGAUCCUAUCACAACAGACCAUCCAAUUAAGGCCGAAAGACCACCAGCUCCACCAGACUUUGAUUUGGAUGCCAAGUAUGCAGGGACAAUCACACUCAAGGGUGGAGAAACUCUUGAUGUUGAGAUACCAUUCUCUGGCAAACCAGACCCAACUGUCAGGUGGAACCAUAAUGGCAAGCCGCUAACCAUGGGUUCGGAUGACCGAUUGAACUUGGAUGACACUGACUUUGUAGCCAGAUUGACUGUGACAAACGUCAACAGAAAUGACAGUGGACCGUAUGUUAUGAAACUCUCAAACGAGCUUGGUACCAAGGAUUGCCAUCUUAGGGUCAAGGUUAUCGACAAACCUGAUAUGCCAACAAACCUCAAGGCAACAAAUAUCAUGCCUGACAGCAUCACGAUUCGCUGGCAAGAACCACUGGAUGAUGGAGGUGCCCCUGUCACUGGCUACCUUGUUGAGAAGGCUGGCGUGGAUAAGGAUGACUGGGAGGAGGUUGGUAUCACGGACAGCUGCAACAUGAAGGUGCCUAAUCUCACUGAAGGACAAGAGUAUCACUUUAGAGUGACAGCCAAAAAUGACAUUGGUGACAGUGAUCCAUUGGAGACUACUAAGCCAAUUAAGGCUGAUAGCCCACCUGCUGCUCCCGACUGCUAUCUUGACGCUAAGUACAUGGGCGUGGUCACGAUCCGAGGAGGAGAAACCCUGUAUCUGGAGGUGCCAUUUAGUGGGAAACCUGACCCUGAGGUGGACUGGUUCCACAAGGGCAAUCCAAUUAAUGAAGACGGUAGGACAACAAUCGACAACUCAGAGCAGGUAGCCAGACUAAAGGUUGAAGAUGCCAGGUUGGAAGAUGGGGGACUAUAUAGCCUGAGACUGAUGAACAAACUUGGAUCCAAAGAUGCUCAGAUCAAAGUCAAGGUCAUAGAUGUGCCAAAACCACCGAAGGACCUGCGAGUUACAGAUGUGAGAGAGGACAGGAUGACACUGCGCUGGAAGGAACCGGAGAGUGACUGUGGUUGUCCCAUCACAGGAUACAUUGUCGAGUAUUCUGGAAUUGACAAGGAUGACUGGACAGUCGUUGGUGAAUGCACAGCAAUGAACUUCACUGUGUUGCAUCUCAUCGAGGGAGAAGAGUAUUUCUUCAAAGUGAGGGCUGUUAAUGAGGUGGGAAAGGGCGAACCCAACGAGACCGUGCAGCCAGUGCGGGCUGAGAGACCACCAGCGCCUCCUGCCGCGUACAUCGACAACGACACGGUCACGGUGGAGGCUGGUGAUGACCUGGUCAUCGAGGUGCCAUUCGAUGGCUUCCCGAUUCCCGAAAUCUCGUGGAUCAUCAAUGGGCACAUGGUAACGGCGGAGGAUGAGGGCGUGAUAACUGAGAUUACGCCCGACAACGUUGCCGUUUUGAGCAUUCCUCGGGUGCAGAAGGACGACGGGGGAGUCUUCCAGAUCCGACUGAAGAACGACCUUGGCAGGGACCAGAAGUCGAUCAAUGUCAUUGUUCUCGGUGCACCCGGUAGGCCUGAACACCUGAACCCCACAGAUGUGACGGAAGACUCGGUCACCUUAAAGUGGCAGAGACCAAGAGACAAUGGAGGAAGCCCAAUAACGUCGUACGUCGUCGAAAAGCGCACCCAUCCCGAUGGAGAGUGGGAGGCGGUUGAAGCUACGGACGAGACGACGUUUACUGUCAGAGAGCUGACAGAGGGCAAUGAAUACUACUUCAGAGUGUUUGCUGAGAACAAGUAUGGUCUAGGUUACCCUGCAGAGACUGAGGAGGCCACACUAUGCAAAUGUCCAUUUGAAAAGCCAGAAUAUACACUGGGAGCCGAGUACAAGAAACCAGUGUAUGUGGAGAAGGGAGGAACUCUGCACUUGGACAUUGCCUUCUUCGGUGAUCCGGAACCUUCCGCUUCGUGGAACUUCAAGGACCUUGCCAAAGGACGAGACCACCAGCUGUUCACUGAUCAUAGGACGAACAUCCAUCAGCACUAUCAUAUUCAUCCUGAGAGAGCUGGUUACGUAGCAACAAUCAUUCGAAACAAGAUGGAGAAAAAAGACGAAGGAACUUACUGGCUACAUCUGAAGAAUCUCGCUGGAGAAGAAGCCAUUCCUAUAGAAGUGCUUGUCAUGGAUGUUCCGUUGCCACCUCGUGACUUGAAGGUGGUGGAAGUUUCGGCAGAAAGCAUGACUGUGCACUGGAAGCCACCUGAGGAUGAUGGUGGAACUGAACUCACUGGCUACAUCGUCGAGGACAAGGACAACAGCCGCAGGACGUGGCGACGAGUCGCCGUUGUGCCGCCGGAGCAGUACUCGGCGGAGAUCCCCAACCUCAUCGAGGGCUUCCUCUACCUCUACCGCGUGUUCGCCGAGAACAAGAUGGGUCUCAGCGAACCAUGCGAGAUGCACCGGCCCGUCGAGGCAGCGAACGACUUCAUUGAACCUGGCCAGCCAAGCAUGCCAGAGGUGUACGACGUGAGGCCAACAGCUUGUGAAUUGGAGUGGGAUCCACCGUCGGAUGACGGCGGCGCGCCGGUCACCGAGUACAUCGUGGAGGGAAAGCUCGUCACCAGCACGCGUUGGGUGAAGGUGAACAAAAACCCUGUCACCGAACCGAAUUACUCGGUGAAAGGACUUAACGAAGGUGCAGAUUACGAGUUUCGUAUUGUUGCCGUCAACAAAGCAGGUCUUGGUGAACCAGGUCCACCGUCUGAUAUCAUCACAGCCAAGAGUCCAUACGAUCCACCAGGAAUUCCCGGUUCCCCAGAUAUCAUAUCUGUUCAUGGUGACUGUGUAGAGCUAGAAUGGACUAAGCCUAGACGUGAUGGUGGUAAACCCAUUACCAACUACAUCAUAGAAAUGCGGCCAGUGAUGAGCAGGACAUGGACAAAAGCAAAAACGGGUCCGAUCGCUGACACAUUCUGCAAGGUGCCGAAUCUGGAAACUGGUGGAGAGUUCGUGUUCAGGGUAGUGGCAGAAAACGAAAUUGGAGCCGGAAAACCAUCCCAGCCAACAAAGAGUGUCCUAUGUGGAGAUGGACCACAAGUUAUCCAGGAGCUGUCAGAUGUCAAUAUUGCUGUUGGCCAGAAACUCUUACUCAAAUGCAAGAUCAACGGUGAACCAACUCCAGAGAUCAAGUGGUACAAGGAUGGUAGAGAACUGUUUGAUGGGCGCCGCUUCAAGUUGAAGUACAGGGAUAGCAUAGCGCAGCUCAUGAUGGAUAAGGUCUAUGAUAGCGAGGCCGGAAAAUAUUCAUGCAGUGGCACUAAUGAGCUUGGAACUGCGAAGACAUCUUGCCAUGUCACCGUGUCAGCAAAGCCAAAAAAAUUACUGAAACGCCAGAACACCAUGACAAUUGAGCUCGACGACUUUGUAGAGGUUGAUGAUGAUGAUUAUAGCAGAGAAUCACCAAUACAUGAGGAGGAGGAAGAGGAGGAGGAGCUUGAGAGUGGACGUGGUGAUGUUGCUUUUAUAAAACCAGUCUUCAAAAAGAAACUCUCUGAUAUCAAUUGCUCAGAGGGCGGUGCGGUCAAGCUGACCUGUGUGGUCAGCGGUGUCCCGCGGCCCGAGGUGGUGUGGCUGCGGAACGGACAGCCGAUUCAGGACGCGGACGACUAUCGCUACAUCGUCGACGGCGAGAGCAACUCCCUCAUCAUCAAGGAAGUGUUCCCCGAGGAUGUGGGUCUCUACAGCGUGAGGGCUUCCAACGUCGGCGGCAGCGUCGCGUGCGAUGCGAUGCUCACUGUUGAUGGUGAAGACGAGGAAGAUACGAAUGCUCCGCGAUUCAGGAAACUCAUGAAGGAUUGUGAGGUGUGCGAGAAUGAGUCUGCAUCCUUCACCGUCAAGAUAAGCGGACGUCCUCAGCCAGAGGUCUCAUGGUUUGUCAAUGAGACUAUGAUAGUGCCAGACAACAGGAAGUACACUGUAACAGAUGAUGGUGACAUGUGUACAUUGACUGUGAAUCAGUGUUCGAUGAGGGAUGCAGAUAACUAUGCUUGCAAAGCUGUCAACGAGGCUGGAGAAAUCACGUGCCAUGCAGAUCUCAUUGUAAAUCCUGCGGGCAGAGUGAGGCGCAGAGAUGAACCUGAGUAUCCACCUGAGUUUCUGGAGGAGAUUGAGGAUGAGACUGUUGUAGAGGGAGACGAGGUGACAUUCACGUGCUCCUACAGAGGUAACCCCGAUCCAGACCUGCAGUGGUUCAGAAAUGGCCGCUACCUCACGCCAACUAAAGACCUCAGCAUCAAAGUUGUUGGCAACAGAUGCACAUUCAUCAUUAGAGAGGCAUUCCCCGAGGACAGUGGCACGUACACAUGCCAGAUAACGAAUGAGCUGGGUCAGGCCACCACGAGUGCCAUGCUGCUCGUGGAAGAAGAGGACGACGUGAGGAGACCACCAAAGAUGGCACCCUCCUUCAGUGAGCGCUUCCACGACCUUGAGAUCUAUGAAGGAUAUGAAGCAACAUUCAGCUGCAAGAUCGUAGGUGUUCCCCGGCCAGAUGUGAUCUGGUACUUCAACAACAAGAAGGUCGAUACGACAGAUCCACAGUUCCGAUUCUUCCAGAAGGGCUUCAGGUUCCAAAUGAGCAUUCCAAAUGCAUCUAUGAACCAAUCGGGAGAAGUUGUCUGCAAGGCCAAGAACAGCGAGGGCAGUGACUUCUGUUCUGCUGAACUUAUUGUUCACGAGGGUUCAGGAGAGAAAGGAAAAAGCGCCGUUCCACAGUUCGCACGGAAGCUGAAGGACAGUGAGGUGAUGGAGGGAGCUGAGGGCAUGCUGGAUGUGCGUGUUCACCCAGACUUCAACCUGGAUGAACUGAAAAUACAAUGGUUCAAGAACGGAGCUGAAAUCUAUCCAGAUGGCCACUUUGAGAUGCUUCACGACGAUACUGGCCAGUUCUCCCUCCUCAUUCACAAUGCGACACCUGCUGACAGGGGCCAGUACAUGUGUGAAGUGAGCAACCCAGCUGGCAAGGCAGCGUGUGUAGCUGACAUCGUAGUGGAUGUCGUGGACCAACAUGGCCGACUACUACGAGGUCACCGAGUGGUGGACGGUGAGGUCAAAAUCAGGAGGGCAACUGGUGAUGAUGAUGACUAUGGGCGACACAGGAGGGUGAAAUUCAUCGAAGAGCCACCGGCGACACCGAACAAGCCGGAGGUCUCCAAUAUACGUGACACGUCUUGCUAUCUGUCGUGGAGGGCUCUACCCUACAGAGCUGGGGAGAACCUCACAUAUACUGUUGAAUACAGGGAUGCUAAUGCUCGUAACUGGAGGCUACUGAAGCAGGCACUCACUGACCCGUGGCUCAAUGUGGACAUUCUCAAACCGGAGUUCGACUACAUGUUCCGCAUUCGCGCAGAGAACAUGUUCGGAGUGAGCGAUCCGUCUCCACACGCGUCCGUACGCAGGUCUCCAUCUGAUUUAGCACACCGUAAGGGAGAUAUUCCGAGCUAUGACCGGGAUAUUGACUAUGGAUGGGAUGUUCCACCAAAGCCUUAUGUUGAGGGACCACCAAUGUUCAGAGGCCCGGAUGAAAACAUGUACGUGGCUGAGCACCAGGAGGCCCAGCUAGGGAUGUUUGUAUAUGGGUGGCCAAGACCAGAGGUUGAAUGGUUCUUUAACGGACAACCCCUGCAGAUGGGUGAUAAGCACAAGAUGCACUGGGAGAGUGCGACCUCACGGCAGGUGCUGACCGUGAACGACGUGCUGUUAGAGGACAUCGGAACCUACAUGAUCGUCGCGUCGAACGAGUACGGGAAGUGCGCGCGCAACAUUGUCGUGGAACUCGCAGAGCCGCCAUGCUUCAUCGAACCGCUGAAAGAUAAGAGCAUCAUUGAGAGAUGGGGAGGCAGGAUGGACUGCCGGGUUGAUGGCAUACCGUACCCCGAGAUCAAGUGGUUCAAGGACUGGCACCCGAUAACGAACUCGGAGAGGAUUGAGAUUACAGAGGUGCCGCCGGACAAUCAUGGCCUGACCAUCCGCCACGCUAUCAUGCGUGAUGAGGGCAUGUACACGUGUGUGGCAAAGAACAUUGCUGGAGAGGUUCAUACCCACUGCAGUCUAACUGUUGAACCCGAGCCACUGGACUAUCUGGGUCUGGACAUUGAGUUAGCCAACAAGAAGGUCGCACCUAAAAAACACAAGUGCAAUGACUUCUAUGAUACUGUCGGUGACCUUGGAUGCGGCGACUUUUCCGAAGUGAAGAAAGUCGUGGAGAGAACGUCGGGUCGCGAGUUUGCGGCCAAGUUCUACGACACGCCCGAUGAGAACAAGGAGAAUGCCAAGCAUGAGAUCGAGGUUCUAGGUCACCUUCACCACGGCAACAUACCAACGCUGCACGACGCAUUCGAGUCACAGAACGCUGUAGUCAUGGUGCAAGAACUUUGUGAUGGUGGUAACGUGUUUGACCGUCUGGCGGACAAGCCCAGCUACACGGAGAACGAAGUGGCCCUGUACCUGAAGCAGUUGCUGGAUGCGGUGAAAUACAUGCACAGCAAGCACUACGUACACCUCGACCUGAAGCCUGAGAACUUGAUGUUCCACCAUGCUGAUUCACCAGAACUAAAGUUGAUAGACUUUGGCAAUGCUCGCCAACUAAAACCCGGAGAGAAAGUAGAGGUGGACCGCUUCAACCCAGAGUUUGUCGCCCCAGAGAUACUAACUGGGCGCAACAUUGGGACUGGGGCUGACAUGUGGAGCAUAGGAACCAUUGCGUAUGCCAUGUUGACUGGACUGUCACCAUUCCUGGGAGAUUGCGACAGAGACACAAUCAACAAUGUCAAACAUGCUGACUGGGACUUUGACCCUCAGGCUUUCAGGGACGUGUCAGACAAAGCUAAGGACUUCAUCAACCGUUUGCUUGUUGAUGCUCCAGAACUGCGUAUGACAGCGAAGGAUGCAGCUGAACAUCCCUUCAUUAGGGGUCUAAAGAGUCCAGACAGAGGGGAGAAGUUGGAUGCUGAGCAGCUUAGAAACUUCCAGAACAGGAGGAAGGACUUGGUGGACAAGACGUGUGUGAGGGUAGAGCCGGGUCACUGGGACCUGGAUCAGAAGCUGAGUGAGAAUGCCGGCUACAUGCUGAAGCACUUCCCCUGGUCUACGGCGUACACGCACGGCCCCGACACGACGCUCGUGCAGCUGAAGGACCCGCAGUACACGAGCCGACUGCGUGGAUACCUGGAGGACACCAUGUGGAGCUGGAGGUGGCACUCGAAGGGCCUGUACAGCGAGAAGGCGCGUCCGUCCGUGCACGAGCGCCGCCGCAUCCUCGACAUUCAGGACGAGGCGGAGGACGACCGCGGCGUGUCGACGCGCGUGCAGAUCUCCAACCUCGCGAUGCGGCGGCGGCUGCACGGCGAGGGACACGCGCCCGUCUUCCGCGAGAAGCUGCACGACACGUCGUUCCGCGCGAACGUCGCCGUGACGCUCAAGUGUGUCGUCGUCGGCAACCCGCUGCCAAACGUGUCGUGGUACCGUAAUGACGAAAGGCUGUCGAUGGGUGGACAAGACUUAGACAUAAAUCUGACAAUAGAUGGCGUUGCUACUCUCCUGAUGCCUCAUCCAACACAGUUCGCAGCUGGAGUUUACAAGGUUGUUGCUCGCAACAGCUUUGGCGAAUCCACGUGCUGGGCCAGGCUGAGACUAGGAGAGACACCAGAUAUGCCAUCUAGGCCACAAGUGGUGCAGAUUGCACCUAACGAAGCUUUCCUCGAGUGGGAUGCACCGAAAUUCGAUGGAAACUCGGAUAUACAAACAUACAGAGUGGACUAUAGGAAACCUCGUGAGGAGAGAUGGACGAUGGCAUCGGAUACGGUAGAGGAAGAGUUCACAGUGGUGACCGGCCUUAUUCCGAACACACCCUACAGGUUCCGCUCUUGUGCCAAGAACCAGUUUGGUUACGGUCCCUACAGCUUCUCCUCUAUAGAAAUGAGAACUCCAAUGCCAGGUGAGCCAAAGCUGAAAAUAGAGAGGUCUAAGGCUCAUCUGAUUAAGGAAGCCAUGCACAGGAAGAGCUUGAGUGGCAUGACGACGGUCGCCUACGACACGGAGUUCACUCCUGUGCCGCUGCAGGAGGCUGACCCAGAGAACAACUACGUGUUCAGAGAAAACAUCUUCGUGGGCCGCUUCUGCGCCGUGCACAAGUGCAUCGACAGCCGCGACCAGACGCAUCGCGCCGCGAAGAUCUUCCCGUACACGGCGGGGACGCGCGCGAUCGUGCUGCGGGAGUUCGAAGCGAUGCGGAGGCUGAGCCACGGCAACGUCGUGCGGCUUCACGAGGCGUUCCUCACCGACGACUACGCCGUGCUCGUGCUCGACAAGCUCGAGGGCGGAGAGCUGCUCAAGUGUUUAUGCUGGCACGACGAGUACACGGAGGAGCUUGUCGCGAAGAUCGUCAGACAGCUGCUGGACGCUCUGCAGUACCUGCAGUACCACGGCAUCGUGCACCUCGACCUGCAGCCAGACAACAUCAUGAUGGUUAGCAGACGUCUCCACACCAUCAAGCUUGCCGACUUUGGAUCGGCGCGCACCCUGAGGGAACCGACCCUCGGUGACGAGGAUAUCGAUAGUGACUGCCCGCUGGAGUUCAUGGCGCCAGAAGUAGCAAACUAUGAGGCAGUCAGUUUGCAGGCAGAUGUGUGGGGAGUUGGCGUGCUGGCAUUUAUAAUGCUGAGUGGUGUGUCGCCGUUCCUCGGUGAGGAUGACAGAGAGACGAUGGACAACAUCUCAUUCGUACGCUACGACUACAGAGAUUUUUACAGGAACGUCACACAGGAAGCCUUCCGAUUUGUGCAGCAGCUGCUGAGAAGGAAUCCAAUGAAGCGCUUAACAGUAGAAGAGUGCUUGGAACAUCGCUGGAUGCAGGUGACAGAUGUCAUGACCAGACAACGCGAGUCCACCUCCUUUUUCACUAAUAAGCUGCGAAUCUUUGCACAAGAGUACAACCUUUGUCGCAAAGAGUCUGCUACAAGAAAUUAUGACCUUCUACAUGCCUUUGGCUCACUCACACGUGCCUCCAGUGUAGAUAGUGUCAUGUCUGGCUUCGAUUAAUGUCUGUAAAAAGGUUGUCGGAUGACCUCGAUGAGAUGUACAUUGUUGUGUAAAGCCUCAAGGACAAGAGCCGCCGCUGCUCGUGAACCAGUCGAUCGGGAUACCAGUCGUUUUGUCGCUAGUUUAGUCACAUCUGCUGUUGUAUUUUUACGCUAGAAUUCUGUUAAUUAGAAUAGGCAUGGCUAGUCUUCACUAGGUAUCUGCUAGGACAUCUUGCGUUGUUCCGGAAUGAUGUCGCAGGUUUUUGAUGGUAUCAUUCAUUCAAGGGUACAACUGGGCAGAUCCCUCACAGAUAGUGAUAGUGCUACCCUGAAAUGCUAUCGACUUGAAAAUAGCUGAAGUUUUUAAAGCGUAAAACAAAAAGUAUUUCUGAAUAAUCCAGUAAAAUUCGCUUGCAGGCUUUGUAGCGUUUGCGUAUUUGUGCUAUUGGGUUUAUAGACAGUGUGUGUUGCUUUAACUGUGGUCUAGGUCUAGUACUGCAUUCUCUCGGACUGUAAUUGUAAUUUCUGAUGAGAAGACUAUGGCCCAGUGUCGCUGUUCAACAGGACUGCUGAAAAUUGCGAAUCUAGUCUAUCGGCCCCAACACCUUUUUGGUGAACGCAGUGGCAGUAUAUUCACCUCACGUUUGUAGCAGCACGCUAGUAGAAAGCUAGAGGAAACCACAUAUACUGUGACUAUAGGCGUUUUGUGUUGUCUCCUACAUGUGUUUAAACCUGCUAGCCAGGAUUUAGGGUGAUUGUAAUUUCUGAUUGUGAUUGACCGAUUUUGUUAGUGGGCUAUAGCAGGCUGCUUUGUUGCUUGCGAAAAUGUGAGCAUCUCCCUCGCGUUUUCUGCUGUGCCGUUUGCAUUUUCCCUGUUUCAAGACACGUACAUGCCAGCAGCGAUUUGAAAGGAGUAAAAACUUGCAGCUAGAAGAAAACUCGAUGAGCGGAAACUAGUCGUGCAGCCAGAUGCUGUGUAUUUUUCCCGUUUUUUACAAAGGAUUGUAGAACUGCUGUCUGAAAACGCCGACGUGACAAUUUUUUGAAAAAAAGAUCGUUUGGAACGGUGCAAAAAAACUGUGCCAAAGCAUAUCUUAAUUAUUAAGAAGUCAGCUAUGCUUAUCGUGUAGUAUUUGCUAGUCAUUUUACACAAAUUAUGGACUUUGUUUUCUGCUACAUAUUGAGUUUAUUGCAGCAGUGAUAAUUUAUUGAAUUCUCGAUCAAAUGUACCCAGAGCUAACUGCGAAUAUGGCAAUGCACCUACAUCUCUAUAGUAUACCGAAUAGUUUACUUCAAUUUUAUUUAUUGCUUGUAAAUUUAUAACACCGCGUAUUUAUAAUACUAUAUACACUGUCGCAGCAAGUGGUUUUUAUUAGCGAUCUGUUGCCCUAAUUCAUCAUAUGGAAAUGAAAUCAGUGUGUUUAGUAGCGUAUAUAGAACUGAUCACAUUCUGCAGCUGGUGGCGACGGGAUAUAUCGCUGCUGGGGCGCCAAGAUAGAAAGACUGUUCUGCAAAGAUGCCCCGAAACAGUCGUCUUGGUUUGCAGCUGAUGAUGCUGCCGAAGUGGAAAGUUGUAUAUGGAUGUGGUUAUAAAACUCGAUGCAUUUAAAAACUGGAGCAGGUAUUUUGCCAUAUUUGUCAGUGAUUUUUAAUAGCCAUUAUAUUUUGCUUGCAUCUUAUUUGCAAUGGAUUCUGCUGUGGUUGUGAAUGUAGAGUUGAAAACAAAAAUAAAACUGUAUUUCUAUGUAACCCCUCCCA
This is a messenger RNA of Priapulus caudatus, 15507 nucleotides long. Its product is annotated as twitchin-like. Bases 530 to 13768 code for a protein of 4412 amino acids. Lineage: Eukaryota; Metazoa; Priapulida; Priapulimorpha; Priapulimorphida; Priapulidae. Gene Ontology annotation, molecular function: protein binding; protein kinase activity; ATP binding. The record is from RefSeq and is a predicted model, not a curated record. The transcript has 93 exons. Gene Ontology annotation, biological process: protein phosphorylation.